Puntigrus tetrazona (Sumatra barb) is the source of this 1404-nucleotide messenger RNA. RefSeq names its product phosphoinositide-3-kinase, regulatory subunit 6a (gene pik3r6a). Lineage: Eukaryota; Metazoa; Chordata; Actinopteri; Cypriniformes; Cyprinidae. The record is from RefSeq and is a predicted model, not a curated record.
ACAAAAAAAAAGUUUGUUGUUGUUGGUAAUGAUGAUGACCAGAAGAUGUCGUGAAUGAGUCAGGAAUAGAAGAGAAAGCGCUGCCGCUGCGUGAUGAAGUCUAGUUCCCCUCAGCCGUCGAGAACCGCUGGGUCCGCUGCAUUGUUUGAGUGAGCCCUCUUGCUUUUGCCUGUCUAAAAGUCGGGGUGUUCGUAUAAGCUCAGGCUUUCGCUGGAGUGUGAUGGAUGAAAAGCGCAGAGCGUCCUGUCAGUAUGGAUCCCUGGAAUGCACGAAAUGGAAAACAGACGUGGACCAAACAGAGGCAGAUGUGGUCUCAAUGGCCGACUCUACUAUCACAGUUGGAGACAUAGAGGGGGAACUCUGUAAGAUUGAACGGAUCAGAGACAUUUUGAUCAAGGAAUCUGAGCUAAGAUACAUGAUGGAUGAUAUCCAGUUAUGUAAAGAAAUUACAAGACUGAAAAAAGAGCUUCAAAAGCUUUUGUCUAUCCCAGAUAAUGACAAGUCUAAUGAAGACAAACAGAAGGAGGAAGAACUUCUGAAACAGAUUCAUAAAUUAGUGGAGGCCAGAGACUUCUUAGUGGAUGACGUGGAGUUUGAGCGUCUCAGGGAACGGGAGGAGGACAAAGAGAUGGCUGAAUUUCUUAAGUCCAAACUACCAAAAAGCUCUCAAAGCAAGAGUGUUGCUCGCAGUGGAAGGAGGCCGCCCAGAGCCCAGCAGACUGCUCCCUUUGUAACCAAGACAGGCCUCACUUUGCUGAAGGAGUGCUGUGGAUUCACCUGCUCUAUAAUGUAAAAGACACUCAGUGUCUCGGCAGAGGCAGCAUGAACACAGUGCAUUUUUGGAGCCUUGGAUAAGGAUGACCUUUUAACGACACCAGGAGACUCAAAGGAUACGAUGUGAACCAUCAGAGAUUUCUAAAAGACAAAGCUGUGACGUUGUCUAUUAAAGGAAUAGCAGUUGCGUAUAUAUAUUUUUUUUAGAUAUAUUUUUUGUCCGCACCCAUUUGCUCGCUUUCUACCUAACUCUAAUUUUUUCUUUGAAAAAUCCUGUUUCGUUGCAUUACAGAGAACAUUUUGUGUCCUCUCAAGGGUCCUGCUGUCAGCAGCUCAGCUAGUUUGCUGUCAUUCCCUACCCUUAUCUUUUCCCUCGUGAGACAUUGCUACGGCAGUGCAGUACCUGUGACUUCAUCAUCCAUAAAUGCUCAAGUUUCAGUAGAGGUUUCAUUUAGACUGCCGUUUCUUAGCCAAGCCAGGCUCAUUGGAAAUAUGUGCCUGUGGCUACAUUUCUGCAAAAUAACAUUAUGUUGCUUGCAUUCUUAUACAACACACUGAAAGUCAAAUGUUCCAGUGAAUGGCGCUAACUGCAUGUUCACUUUUAUUCUAAACAGAUGAACAAUGCUCGUU